GGCGUAGCUUCCGCUUCCGGCGCUGGCUGGCCCGUCAUGGCGGCGCCCAACGAGGGAGGGGAGCGGAGGACUUUCGGAAGGCGGCUCCUCACCGACCCCGCCCGGCUUUUCCAGCACAACGCCUGGGAUAAUGUGGAAUGGUCAGAAGAGCAGGAAGCCAGUGCCAGGAGUAAAGUUCAAGAAAACAGCUCACAACUAUUGCCACAAGAUAAACAAGAGGAAUAUGAGGUGAAUGCUAAGAAAUACUGGGAUGACUUCUAUAAAAUCCAUGAAAGUGGCUUCUUCAAGGACAGGCACUGGCUGUUCACUGAAUUUCCUGAGCUAGUGCCUCACAGGAUCUCAAGUCAAAAUGGAGAUUCUGUGCAUAGAUUUAGUGACAGAGAAGAAUCCAAAAAGGAAGGGCUGGGAAGCUGUGAAAAUUGCCAUUGCUCAUUGGAAACCAGGACAGAGAAGCAGUUAAACCUGGUGAAAAGCCCACCUGAAGGCCACACGGAGGAGUUGGCUGCACAGAAAGACAGUGAGCUGAGUCAGCGUGAUGGGCAUUACCCAGGAUCAGCUGCAUCUUACCGGAUAUUAGAGGUUGGCUGUGGCGCUGGGAAUACAGUCUUCCCAAUUUUACAAACCAACAAUGACCCAGGCUUGUUCGUUUAUUGCUGUGAUUUUUCUACAGCAGCUGUGGAUCUUGUCCAGAACAAUGCAGAAUAUGAUUCUUCUCGCUGCUUUGCUUUUGUCCAUGACCUGUGCAAUGACCAAAGUCCUUUCCCAAUGCCAGAGGAGAGUCUUGACGUUGUUAUUCUUAUCUUUGUCCUCUCAGCAAUUCUCCCAGAGAAAAUGCAGUGCGUUGUGACCAGACUGAGUCGCCUUCUGAAACCAGGGGGAAUGAUCUUGUUGCGAGAUUACGGCCGUUAUGAUCUUGCCCAGCUUCGGUUUAAGAAAGGUCAAUGUCUGUCUGAUAACUUCUAUGUAAGGGGUGAUGGCACCAGAGUUUACUUCUUCACACAAGAUGAAUUAGAUCAUAUGUUCACCACAGCUGGGCUGGAAAAAAUCCAGAAUCUGGUUGAUCGGCGAUUGCAAGUGAACCGUGGGAAACAGAUGACGAUGUAUCGGGUGUGGAUCCAGUGCAAGUACUGCAAACCCACCACCCUCCAGCCAUGAGGCAUGUGGACUUUGGGCUGGAGCCUCUUCAUCUCCUCCUGCUGACAUGUGUGUGAUGCCAUUCUGCACACCCAUGACCUCAGUGCCUUGUACCAUGCCUGGCAUCACUUCAAGUGAGUUUUGCUAAGGGUGAAUGCCCUGAGAGUAGAGCAAGCAUUUUAGAUGUCAUAGAAUCACAGAAUAUACUGAGUUGGGAAGGACCUGUGAAGAUCAAGUCCAACUCCUGGCCCUGCACAGGACACCCCAACAAUCCCACCCUGUCCCUGAAAGCAUUUUCCAAACACUCGUUGAGUUCUGGAAGCCUUGGGGCAGUGACCCAUUCCCUGAGGAACCAGUUCAGUGCCCAACCACUCUUUUUGGGAAGAACCUUUUCCUGAUAUCCAGCUUAACCCUCCCUGGACACAGCUGUAGCCAUUUUCUUGAGUCCUAUCCCUGGUCAGGAGAGUGAAGAGAUUGGUUCCUGCCCCUGUUGAAGAUGCCAGUGAGGUUCUGACCUCAGUCUCCUCUUCUCCAGCUGAACAGACCAAAUGCCCUCAGCCAGUCCUCAUAUGUCUUCCCCUCAAUGCCCUUCACCAUUCUCAUGGCCCUUCUCUGGAUGGUCUCUAGUGGCUUAAUGUCUUUUUUAUAUUGUGGUGUCCAAAACUGCCCCCAGCACUUGAGGUGGAGCUGCCCCAAUGCAGAGCAGGACAAUCCCCUGCCUGACCAGGAAUGCUUUACCUAAUGCCCCAGGACACAGAUGUCCUUCCUGGCUGCCAGGACACUGCUGACUCAUGUUCAGCUUGCCAUGGACCAGGACUCCUGAGUCCCUUCCUGCAGCUGCUCUCAGCCUCAUUCCCCAGUCCACCCACACAUCCAGUCUUGCCCCUUCCCACAUGCAGAAUCCAGCACUUUCCCUUGUUGAACUUCCCACAAUUUGUCAAGGUUUCUCUGGAGGCCCUCUCUGCCCCUGAGAGACUCAACAGCUCCUCCCAGUUCUGUGCAGACAGCAAACUUCCUAAGUUUUCCUUCAAGUCCUGCAUCCAGGUCAUUAAUGUGGAUGUUGAAGAGCACAGGUUUGAGAAGGGUGCCCUUUAAGUGUCAUGCUACUGGUCUGCAUUUUAAAACUAAUUUAUGGUUUUAACCUAAGAGAUGGUCAUGGUGUCUUACCGCAACUGAGCAAGGUGAAUAGCUACUUGCUCAUACUCUGGAUUUCCAUAUGAAACAGGAGAGCUCUGACCUUAUUUCUAUCUUGUGUACUCUUGUCUUGGCAACAAACAUACAAAGGAUAAACCUGCUCUUCUCUGCAACUGCUUGCUGAUAUUAAUCCAUUGGCCAGCUUAUCUCGUGCAGCUAUUUCCUAGUCAUUCAGGUGUGUGCUAAUCCAUGAGUUAAAGUACAUUGAUCUGAGGGCAGGAACUGAGAUUAUGUGAGUCUCUCUGUACCAGCUUUCCCUGGAUGAUUCAAGGUGUGGAGAAAGCAAAUUAUGCUGUUCUGCCCUCACUGUCCACAAGGAUGUCCUCCCAGGGAAUCAGCAAAUAAUAGCUCAGAUGCUAUAAAUUACUCUCAGGCAGAGUUCAGGUUUUCAAAAGUUUGCUGCUGAUGCCGAUUUUGGGGCACCUUCAGAGUGCAGCAGAUCAGAAGCAGCUAACAGGACUAGGGUUUAUAAAUAAUUACCUGCUUUUCCUACUGGCUGCAGCUCCCAGGUUACAAACUACUCUGCCAUGGUGAUGUGCUAAACCAAAACACAUGAGACACUUUCUUUAAUCUGAAAUCUCCAGGAGGUUUAAUUUUUGCACUCUAGUUUAAUGUCUUAAGAGGAAGCCACCACUGUGGCUUCCAGAAGGGAUUUCCCUGUCUUUGACAGCAAAUACCUUUUAUCUCAGCUUGUUUUCUUCUGUUAUUUUUAAGUGUAGUAUGACAGAUACUAGAGUAAGUUUCAUGCUUUUCAGUGUUGGUUUGAUUCAUGUAAAUCAUGCUUGCAAAAACUGUAGCAAUGGGGAACAAAGUGACAUGAACCCCCUUAUGCAUCCAAAGGAGACUGCUUUUUUUAUACCUUUUCGCCCCUUUUUUUAUACCUUUAAUCUCCACCUGACAUAACUAAAACCAAACCGAGGCCUAACAGAACUUAACAGAAAGAAGGUACCCAUUGGCUGGCUCAGCUGCAGUGCUGCUGUCCACACAUCCUAUCAGCUUCCUGCUCAUACACUGUCCUUGCAUUCCUCCAGACAAUCAGCUUCCCACUCAUACCCUGUCCACGCGUUCUUCCAGACAGCCAGCUUCCCACUCAUACACUGUCUACACGUUCCUCCAGCCAAUCACAACCUCACUCCCAGCUGUCACUCAGCUGACUGUCUCCUCGCUCAUAACUGCCUCUCACCCCUCAACCAACUUCUACCGUCCGGCCUCCUACUGUGCCUUUCCCACAGGGCAUUCUGGUGAGCAUAAGCCUUAGGAACUUUAACAAUUAUACCCCCAUAUCCCACAUCUCCCCGCCUGCUUUGUUUUUAUUAGGCAACAAAAACCUAUUAGAAAAAACCUAAACAACUCCUAAAACAUUAAUAACAGUGACAACCAUAAUAACUAUAAAAACUUUUCAAAAACUGUAACAUGCUUAUAACAUAGAAACUAUAUGCACAUGGAAUCAGAAUGGUGCAACAAAAGGUUGCACACACCUUGAUGGAAUCCACUCUACCUGGUGGCCUGUGGAGACACAGGCAUAACCUCUUCCCCAUGUCAUUAAGUCCAGGGGUCCUUUCCAUUGUCCAGUUAAUUUACCAUUUACCAUUAAAUUUUAUUUUACCAAAGUCCUUUACCAUUACUGGAGGUCUUAGAUGAGUCUUUGUGUUGAAGGAAUACUGUCUCUCACAUGCAGUUUGGCCCAUCUCAUCCCAAUUUAAAAAAAUUCAGGACGUAUAAGGCUUUAACUAUUCUGCCAUGAGGACACCCCAACUCCCCCUCCUUUUGUUUUCCAAGCAUGGUUUUAAGGGUUCUGUGGGCAUGCUCGGCGAUAGCUUUCCCUGUGGGAGAGUAGAGAUGCCCAUAUGCUGAAACACACCCCAUUGCUGCAAGAAGUUAGCAGCUCGCUCUGAGGUGUAGGCAGGUCCGUUGAUGGUGUCGGGAAGGCCCAGAGUGGUGAAACAGGUGCGCCAGUGCCAGAUGGUAUCACAGGCCUUCUCUCCGCUAUGAGAAGUUGCCAUUAGAAAACGGGAAUAGGUGUCAAUAGAAACAUGAACAUAUUUCAAACGACCAAACUCUGGGAUAUGGGUAAUACCAGUUUGCCAAAUGGAGUUAGCUGUUAAGCCUUGGGGGUUAGGACCUUCUGCUAAAGGAGCAGGAGCAAUCCCACAACAGGAGGGACAAGACAACAGGAUAUCAUGAGCCUGUGAGGAGGUCAAUUGAAAUUGUUUGCAAAGAGAAUGAGCAUUCUGGUGGAAAAAGUCAUGAGAUAACUUGGCCUGAGCAAAAGUAUUUGGUACCACACGUCUCAUCACAGUAAUAUCUGCAUAGUUACUACCUUCUGCAAUAGGCCCAGGUAAACCUGUGUGGGAGCAAACAUGUAACACAGAAAAAUCAUGCUGCUGGCUGUUAAUCAAAGUCCACAGUGUUCUUAACUCUGUAAACAAAAGAUGGUUAUUAACAUGCUUUAAAUAGGAAGAUUCUAAACAGAAUGCAACAUUGGGAGCAUAUGAGGAAUCAGUUAUGAUGUUAAGUGGUUCCUUUGGAAAUAACUGAAAGUCAUAUCAGAUAGCAGCCAAUUCUAAAAUUUAUACUGAAGCAUCUUUUAACAUUAAUACCCUUUUAUGCCACUGGGCAGAGUCACCUCCACACCAGAGUCACCUCCACCAGUUUUGUUGGUUUUGCUGGAUCUGUCUGUAAAAACAGCUGGUCCAUUGACAGGGGGUCAUGCUGCAGUGACACUUUGCAUACAAGGGGAGGUUACCUGUCUCUGUCUAUAAACAAUGGGAUAAUGGAUAGAUAAUUGUCCAGAAAAAUCUGCAAGUACAAUUUGAAAGUUAGUGUCUUCUGAUAGCAACCAUGUGAAAUUUCUUGCCAUGUCUUUACUUGCAGGUAUGUAAAUGGUAUGUGGAUCUUGGCCGUGGAGAGUUUGUAGUCGCUCUUUGCCUUUCUUAAUUAAAUUAGAGGAUAUAUCAUUAACAGUC
Messenger RNA from Haemorhous mexicanus (house finch), 5294 nucleotides. RefSeq names its product tRNA N(3)-methylcytidine methyltransferase METTL2-like. Bases 37 to 1155 code for a protein of 372 amino acids. The transcript has 9 exons. Lineage: Eukaryota; Metazoa; Chordata; Aves; Passeriformes; Fringillidae. Gene Ontology annotation, molecular function: tRNA (cytidine-N3)-methyltransferase activity. The record is from RefSeq and is a predicted model, not a curated record.